CGAAUUACAGUUCACAACAUUAACCGAUAGAGAAAAAAUCCAUACGCGCAUUACAAUGCAGUUCUUCUAUUGUUAAUGUCAAGAAUUUUAGUCUGCCUGACUCGGGACUCAUGAAAAGUGGUUGUAAACGGGUUAUGCCAAUUUAUAAUGAAAUGAAUUGGAAGAAAAUUAAUCGUAUUGAUAAUGAUUAUGCUAGUGAUAAUAAUGCGGUUGAUGAUCAACGAAAUACUGUGCAACAUUACAGUGUAGAACAACAAGAGGGACAGGAUAUAAUCAACCAUCAGUCUGUAGGAUAUCAAAAUCUGCUGACUGAAUAUUUAGAACGUUUAUGCAGUGAUAUACAAAGUAAUAAUUUCCUUCCAAUUGUGACUGAUAAAAUUAAUUCACUCAAUAAUGCCGAUCCUACGCUUGCAACAAUACCUAAAACGACUACUACUAGGAUUCCAGUGUUUCCUACUCAUGCAUUAGACCUGAGUAUAACAUAUAAUACUUUGCUGAAUGAAAGUGUUCUGCAUGAUCCAUUGAAUAUGACUGAUCAGUGUAGUGAAAUUUCAUCUCCACCUACAUCAUCUUCAGACAAUUCAUUGAAUCACAGUAAGAAAUACAACUUAAUUUCAUCGACAACAUUAUCCUCUUCGUCUACAGUUUCAUCUAAUUUAUUUUCCAAUUACACUGUGCCACAACAUCACCAUCAAUAUCAACUGAAUACAGUAGAUUUGACAAAUGUCAUCCAUCGAACUAACUCAUUUACAAAUACUCUAAAUUAUGAAAUUGAUACUAACAUUUAUACUACUACUAGUAAUCAUCAUUAUCAAAAACAACCAUUCAAUUACGAUCCUUUAAAUAUUAUCAAUAAUAAUGAUAAGUAUACUGGAACUACCAGUAUUCUGACUAAUACUCCUAGUUGUGAUGUGACAUCUGUCAUACCUAAAAUGAAUUCAUUGCUUGUGAAUAAUUUUCACUUUAAUCAUAAUAAUAAAAACAAUUCUAAUACAAUGUUAAAUAUUCAAUCAAAAGACAAUUUAACUGAUCAAUUAAUCAGAGAAAGCGAUCCACAAGACGACGAAGUACGAGAAACAGAAAUUUCUACAAAUAUUUCAAAAGUAAUUGAUUUACAUCAAAAGGAAUUUAGUAAUCAUUAUAAUGGUAAUUCACCGAUUAUUAAUAAUGAAUUAAUAAAUCCAACUGAAAUGAUUUUGAAGUAUGUAACCAAUUAUCACUUACACAGUAUUCAUCAACCAUUCAGUAAUCAACAAUUAAUUGAAGAAAAUGUUCAUGAAAAGGAAGAAAAUGAAAACGAUGUAAAAAAUAAAAAAACUUCUACGUGCAUCGAUCCUGAUGAAACAGUAAUGAAAAAGUUCACUGGUGAACUAUCAUCGAAAUGUAUUGAAUCAGACAUGCAUUCUACGCCGAAUCUAAUUGAAUCCAUAAAAAAAUAUCAUUCAAAUAAAGAAUGUGGUUAUGAUGUGUGUCAAUCAUCUAAACUGAGAGAGCAUUAUCAUUGUAGUAUGUGUAAUAAGAUUAUUCUACGACGUGAAGAAAUGAUAAGACACGCUAAAUGGCAUAGAAAACGUGAAGAAAGUAUGCAAUAUGGAUUUAUGCGUUUUAGUCCAUCCGAUGACUGUACUAUUGUUUCUUGUCCACAUAAUGGACGUCAAACACAUUAUCACUGUAUGCAAUCAAAUUGUGAUAAGGUAUAUAUCAGUACAUCAGAUGUACAAAUGCAUGCAAAUUAUCAUCGUAAAGAUGCUGUUAUUAUACAAGAAGGUUUUCAACGAUUUCGUGCAACAGAAAAUUGUGGCAUCAUCAAAUGUCCCUUCUAUAGAGAAUGCACAACACAUUUUCAUUGUCGACGUAAUAAUUGUCAUUUCACAUUUAAAAAUAAAGGUGAUAUGGAAAAACAUAAAGGACAUCAUCAGAAAAACGAUAGAUUCGCACAAGAUGGAUUUCGUCGUUAUAUAAAAUGUGAAAAUUGUGAUUUUCCCGGUUGUCAAUAUUCUGGUGUAAUAAACCAUAUUCAUUGUAUUCGACCAGGGUGUGAUUAUGUAGUACAUUCAUCCAGUCAGAUUGUAUCACAUAAACGAAAGCAUGACAGGAGAUUAGCAUCAUUUUCACCUAGAUACAUGAAUAUGAUAUGUUGUGACGAUAUGUGUCAAAGACUUUCGUCACCUAAUCAAAACGAUGGCAUUGAUGGCGAAGAUCUAACUAACAUUAGUGAAAACAAGGUCAAUACAAGCAAUUUUGACAUUGUUGGCACUGGACUUGAUCCACUGGAAACAACUAAAUACAUAUUUAAUCUUAUGAGUAGUGGAAAACAAUUAUUAAGCAAUCAUUUUUCGCUAAUUCAAAACAAUCCAACUCAUAACUUCUGCUCAAAUUUAAGUGACUUCGAUUUCAGUUUAACUGAAUCGAUUUCCGCAGAUCAGUUCCUUGAUAAACUUUUAAAGUUUGUCAGUUUGUGUAUUUGUCGACGUCACAACUGGGAGCAGGUAUUAUCAUCCAGUGAUUCUGACAACGAUAAGGAUCACGAAAAUUUAUCAUUAUGUACAAAAAUCGAUAAAAUUCUAACAGCCAUACAUCAAUCCUACGACAAGUACUUCAAUAAAUGUUGCUGGCCAGGAUGCGAUUUACAUGUCAAUACUACUACUACUGCUACAACAACAAAAACUACUACUACUACUAAUAAUAAUAAUAAUAGUAAUAAAAAUAAUAGUGACGAGGAUGUAAAAACAUAUGAAGAAACAUGGUGUAAAUACUGGUCAUCGCAUUUAUUGGAAGCAUGUCUUUCAUUUUAUGCUUAUAUAAAGUGUGAUCAAUCAAAUUGUCCAAUUCAACCCACCAAUGAUCAUGUUCAUUGUCGUUUUUGGCCAAAAUGCGACUUCACUAAUCCAUCAAAACAUAUAAAUUUUCAAAUCUUGUAUAAACACCUUCUUUCACAUGAUGAACGUUUUGUUUUUAAAUCAGUCAACUUAACUAAUCAUGAUCAACCAAUUUAUACCCAAAAUGAAACAACUAGAUGCAAUUUCGCUUUGGAUAUAUCUCAUAACUUAGUAAGUCCAAGACGCAGAGGCCGACCACCAAAAUAUACUAAACAGAUCCAUGUGCCCCACGUUAAUCUACCUGAAAAUUUAUGUGAAGAUAAUAAGUGUACCACUGAUUUAACAUAUUCCAUGUUUUUCGAUCGAUCAGAAAACACCUUUCAAAAUCAUAUGAAUAUUGAUCAAAACUUGACAGACAAUCACACUCCCAAUGUUAAGAGCGUUUCAUAUAAUGGGAGAGAUAUAAAACAACUUCAACGCGUUAAAUUCGGUGUCAAACUGUUUUUAUCUGGUGAAAUGUGUCCAGAUAUUAACUGUCCAUAUUACCCAACACAUGAAGAGCAUUACCACUGUGCCAAAGUAAGGUGUUACAUGGCUACUAAUAGAUUAGAUUUAAUCAAUAUGCAUCGACAUGAAUUUCAUCAGCAUACCAUUAUUGAACAAGGAUUUGAAUAUUUUGACACAAGUAUUGACUGUCGUCGACCAUUAUGUCAUAAUAAUAAAAUACAUAAGCAUUUUCAUUGUACUUAUCCAAAUUGUGAUUAUACAUUUGUACGUGCAAGCACAAUGCAACAACAUUCAAAAAAGCAUACAGAUAAUUUGAAAUCAAGUCAAUCUAUGAUGAAUAAAACUUUUGAUACAAUAAAUACGGGAACGAAACAACCAAAUCAACCAAUUUCUUCUACACUGACAAAUUAUUCAUCAGAUAUGUUGUAUACAUCAUCUACAUUAAAAAAAAUAAAUACAUCGAGCUCAGAUACCAAUUUAACUGAUAAUAUGAAACAUUAUGAUUUCAUAAAUGCACAAUUGAUCAAUCCAUUACUUCCACUCGGUAUAAAUCCAGAACGGUUACUUGUUCGACAACCUAAUGCUCAGGAAGAAAUCUUGUCAAAUUAUCCUUCAUUACCAAUCAUUAAUGAUAUGAAAAGAAGGAAUUAUAGAGAGAAUUCUUUAUUACCCGGUUUUCUCCCUAUUUGGGCUGCUGCAAUGGUUACAGCUGCUAAUGGAGUGAUACCAAUGAAAGCAGAUAGUUCAUCUGAAUUAACAAACGGAUAUUUUUGAAUUAUCAAUUCCUAUAUUCAGCUAACCAAUUAAAAAUAUGUAUAUAUGCGUUCAAGUAAAUCAACUUUCAAUGUUAGUUUAGUACAGAUC
Molecule: messenger RNA, 4190 nt
Organism: Schistosoma turkestanicum
Lineage: Eukaryota; Metazoa; Platyhelminthes; Trematoda; Strigeidida; Schistosomatidae
Source: the annotation of a GenBank genome assembly